Molecule: messenger RNA, 395 nt
Organism: Anastrepha obliqua
Lineage: Eukaryota; Metazoa; Arthropoda; Insecta; Diptera; Tephritidae
Product: migration and invasion enhancer 1
Exons: 2
Coding region: 93-380 (95 amino acids)
Source: RefSeq, a predicted model, not a curated record
CCGUCAGCAACAGCUGAUCUCUUUGCUUUAUGUAAACAAUGUAUAUUUUCUAACUAUUUACUUUUGGAUGCAUAUAUUUGUAAAUAAUUAAAAUGGUAAAGGUGGAUGUAGAAUAUUGUCCGAAAUGCAAUUUCGAAUGGCAAUGCAAAAUGUUACAAAAUUUUCUACUGCAACAACAACCAGAUACAGAAGUAGUUUGCUUUAAAGGCCGACAGGGAUCCUUUGAAGUAAAGAUUGACAACAAUUUGGUACAUUCCAAAUUAAAGUCCUUUGCCUUUCCUGAUCACGAAAGUGUGCUAGAAAAUGUACGCAAGGCAGAAAAAGGUAUACCAGUUGAAAGAGUGAAAGAGCAACCAAUUGAAAAUUGCGUACUUAUGUGAUCCAAAAUUUAAUUU